CUUUUUAUUGACCGUGUCUGCACGCUGAUUGGUUUCUUAAAAAAAUAAAAAUUAGAUUCAUGCCAACAGGAGAACCACCUAUACCACUUUCAUUUAUAUAUAUCUCCACUCCUUGGUAAAACUUUACGGACAUUUAUGUAUCUUUUUUUGACCGUCUACGUUACUACGUAACUACGGCUCCCGCCUCCCAGUCACAUGUUGGUUUUGUCCCCCUCCUUGUUUGUACCGGUACGUCCUCAGUGCGGUCAGCCCUGUUGUGUGGAGUGCUUUGUUGACGUACAUAAGCCACCUGAGCAGUGGUGGGCUGUCACAAUCCUAAAGAGAGGAGGAAAUACAAACGUGACACAAAAUGGGCGGAGCGCCACGAUACGUGUUGGUCGCAGAGCUAAAAAAAAAAAGAAACAACAAUUGGACGGGACAGACGCAUAAAGGACCGGAAUAAAAGCUUAAGUGGGCGUGCCGAACACUCGCUAAGUGGGUGGGGUUUCGUCUAUCUAUUGGAGCGGCUCAGUAUGCAACAGGAUAGCCCGUGUGAGGUGAAAAAAAAUGAAACCCGUGAAAACAUCGGACCGCUCCUCCCCUUCGCUCUCCGAAGUUUGCCGAAGCUAGAGCUUGGCGGCUACGUCGCGGACCCACGCUUCGACGUCUCACGUAGCCGUCUGUGUAGGGAGGGGGAAAAAACGUAAACCGGAAGUGGGAUUAAUAAGGCUGCUGGCACUUCCUACUCGCUGUAUGAGGAGACUGGAAACGGAGGAGAAAGGAGUAGAAGCGGCGGAGCUGUGACUGAGUGGCUGCCACUGUCAGCAGGAAGAAAGAUGAAAACCGGUUGCAGUAUUGUAGAAAAGUCAAAAGGAGGGGGAGGUUAUCACUUUCCGGAUUGGGCAUUCAAGGCAGAGUCUAGCCCUGGCUCACGGCAGAUCCAGCUAUGGCACUUCAUCUUGGAGCUUCUGCAGAAGGAGGAGUUCCGUCACGUCAUUGCCUGGCAACAAGGAGAAUACGGAGAGUUUGUCAUCAAGGAUCCAGAUGAAGUGGCCAGGCUGUGGGGCCGGAGGAAAUGUAAACCCCAGAUGAACUAUGACAAACUGAGUCGGGCACUCAGAUAUUACUACAACAAAAGGAUCCUACAUAAAACAAAGGGAAAGAGGUUUACCUACAAAUUUAACUUUAACAAGCUGGCCAUGCCAAACUAUCCGUUCAUCAGUAUAAGGCCCAAUGGUGCUGUUCCUCAGAGUGCACCACCGGUCCCCACAGCCUCGUCCCAUUUCCACUUCUCACCUUUAGAUUCACCUAAUGAAGAUGGACAUGUGAAUCAUUUUACUGGAAGCUCCUCUGCACAGUCCAGCAGGGAAUCCCUAAAUGAUAAUGAGCGAAAACAAAUUCCAUCAGAGCAUGACGAUUUCCACUCAGAAUGGCGUCGUGGUGGUGACCAUAUGUCUUCUCGGAGUACUGUUGGCACAGGACCCCAUGGCCUACAGAAGCAUAAAUCUGACCUCAUGCUUCCAGUUUUUUCAAUGCCUGGCAUGUACCCAGAUACCCACAGUCCAUUUGCAGUCUCUCCUCUGCCUGGGCGUGGAGGGCUGAUGAGCGUACCUAUCUCACCUGCUCUGUCCCUUACUCCAACAGUCUUUUCUUACAGUCCUUCACCUGUACUGAGCCCUGCUUUCCAAAGUGGCAGCUGCUUUAACUUUAACCCAGAAGAGAUGAAACACUACCUGCAGGCCCAAGCUUGCUCUGUAUUUAACUACCACUUAAGUCCACGAACUUUACCAAGAUUUCCCAGUUUCAUGAUGCCACCACCACAUCGUCCUUUCCCACCUGAAGAGCAAACAUCUUUCCCCAUUAAACUGCAGCCUCCCCCAAUGGGGCGCAAGAAUAAAGAACGUCCACAAAGUUCUGAAGAAAAAUGCUCCGCUCCUCCGCAACCAGCUCUUCCACCAGUGAAAGUUGAACCAAUAUCUGAUGAUGAUCUACUUUCUAAUGAUGAUCUAGAAUGCAGAGACUUUGUGCAGGGAGAAGAAUCUGAACCAGAAAUACCUUCUCCAAAACUGGAGACUGGACAUUUUUUUGUCAAACCUGCAACCCCCUCCUGGUCACAGUUUUCUACAGUUUCAGCUAGGUACCCUAAGGAGGGUACAGAAGAUCAUCCUGAUGCCAGUGAGAAGAGGGCAAAAGACUCUUCCAGUGAAACUACUGUGGUGGAAAAGAAGGAGGACUCUCUACCACCAAAACUGCGCCUUAAACGUCUCUGGAAUGGAGAUCGUCAGGGAGAUGUCAUUGAUGAUAGAGAGUGCAGAAAAGUUAGCUGCAUCAUCAAUAGCUGCCGAUCCUCUGAUCUGUCAGUAGAAACAAAUGAUGUAACUGCAGCAGCUGACUCCUAGUACUAAAAUGAAAUAGAAUGAUUUUUGUUUUUCUAUUUAUGUGGCAUUGCUGCAGAAAAGGGUGUGGUUAAAGGUUUUCUUAAUUCUCAGACUUUUUCAUUGCAGGUGAUUAACACAAAAAUAUAUAUAUUUUUUUGCUUGUGAGGUUUCAGGGAAAACAUUACCUCUUGAAUAUGGAAAAAGGGGUGCUUUUAUUAGCCU
Molecule: messenger RNA, 2579 nt
Organism: Hyla sarda
Lineage: Eukaryota; Metazoa; Chordata; Amphibia; Anura; Hylidae
Product: ETS translocation variant 3-like
Exons: 5
Coding region: 816-2378 (520 amino acids)
Biological process (GO): cell differentiation; regulation of transcription by RNA polymerase II
Cellular component (GO): nucleus
Molecular function (GO): sequence-specific DNA binding; DNA-binding transcription factor activity, RNA polymerase II-specific
Source: RefSeq, a predicted model, not a curated record